CGAUUGUUUAUGUUCUGGGUUUUUCCUUAAAGAUGCAAUGCCGCUUUUGACUGUGAUUCUUAGCUUGAUGGUUAAAGCCCGAGCUUGUUUCCACUGUGUUUCUCCGCUCCUCCAUUAAAGGUCGAGCUUGUUCUCUCUGCCAUUUCCUUACAGUUCCUUCUGGUUAAAGCUCGAGAGCUCCUUUUUCACGGAGAUUGUCGGUUCUUUCUUCAGAUACAGGAUUUGCUUUUUCGUGCUUCACUCUCUCUCUUCUCUCUGACGAGCCUGGCUUUGAAGCUCGAGCUUUUCUCUCUCUUCUCCCUCUCUCUUCAUCGGCUGGGUUCCAGCGUAAAAAGUUGCAGGUUUCGCAGGUUCUUGCUUUUCGGUUCUCCGAUGUUGUGCUCCUGUUGCGCCGGUUCUGUGACUGAAGUCUAUGGCGAGUUGCAGGUGCGCCAUUAAAGAUCGAGCUCAUUUGGCCGCGAUUCGUUGUACUGCCAUGGAUUUACUGGAGUUAUGUUAAAGAUCGGGCUUCUUUGUUGAGGUGUCGUUGAGGAUCGAGCUGCCAUUUAAGAUCGAGCUUCUUUUCAGGCAAUCUGGUGUACUUUGGUUGCAGGGCUAAGAGUUGUUCAUUUACUGAUGUCUUUGGUGGUUCUUUUGUGGGUUUCGCGUUGAGUCUCGGGUACUGAAGAUGGUCUUGGCAACCUCUUUUGGCGAGGAGUUGCAGGUGUGAAGGAGGCGUAUGCUUUCGCUAAUGAUCGAGCUCCUUUUCCAGGUUCUACUGCGUUACAGGCGGAAUGUGGAAAUAACGUUGUUAUGUAAGGGCGACUUUGUGUUCGAAAGUCUCAUCCACGAUUGACGGAGACUAAAGAUCGAGCUUCUUGCCUGUCAUUUUUUCAGAACAGAACGAAAGUGCUGAGCCUCCACGCUUUCAACCCUAAUUUGAUUAAAGAUCGUGUUUUCUGACGGCUACUACUUAACUUGAUGCUCAAAAGGUGCAAUUCUCUUCGCCUUUAAGUGAUGUGGGAUUUGAACGAGCGGCCUACUCUGCAACUCUUUGCUCCUGUAACAGUGGCCAAGGAUAAUAUGGAAGACUCUGGAACCUCUAAUUCAUCUGUUGUGAAUUCGGCUUCUGAAGCUACAUCCAGUAAUGGAAGCUGCAAUCAAGAAGCAGAGGGCAUGGUUGUGACCAGGCAGCUUUUUCCCGAGUUUGCUACUGGGACUGUGGGUUCUGGGUCUUCACCUUCUUCAUCUUGGUCAAGCAUCCAAUGGCUAGAUGUUGCUGCUUUUGGUGGGACUGUGGUUAAGGAUUUGAACCAGGUGGUGAAGAAGAGUAGGCGUGGUCCUCGGUCAAGAAGUUCUCAAUAUCGUGGAGUGACCUUUUACAGGAGGACUGGGCGAUGGGAGUCACAUAUCUGGGACUGUGGGAAGCAAGUCUACCUAGGAGGGUUUGACACUGCACAUGCUGCUGCCAGGGCCUAUGAUCGAGCUGCAAUCAAGUUCAGAGGAGUGGACGCCGAUAUCAAUUUCAGCCUUGCUGACUAUGAAGAAGAUCUCAAGCAGAUGAGAAAUUUAACAAAGGAAGAAUUUGUCCACAUUCUCCGUCGCCAAAGCACUGGUUUCUCGAGAGGGAGCUCCAAAUAUAGAGGUGUGACACUUCACAAAUGUGGGCGUUGGGAAGCCCGUAUGGGGCAAUACCUUGGUAAAAAGUACAUCUAUCUCGGUUUGUUUGACACUGAAGUCGAAGCUGCAAGGGCAUAUGAUAAGGCAGCGAUCAGGUACAAUGGAAGGGAGGCUAUCACUAAUUUCGAGCUUAGUUUGUAUGAGGGAGAAAUAAUUGGAGAUGGGGAUGGAGCAGGUGGAGGAGGCGCUGAUAACUUGGACCUCAGCCUGGGUAUAUCCCCCUCAAGUGCUCCAAAGGACAGUGACAGGAACACCGAACAGCCAGGCUUUCUCUAUUCUGCAUCUCAGGACAUUGGAGUGAGAACAGACACAGAGCCACAAGCAUGGGGUUCAGGUUGGACCCGGCCAUUGCAUGGCCAUGUGCCAUUGAUUGCAGAUGCAGCAUCAUCAGGAUUCUCACAAAACAAAGGCCUAUUUGUUUUGCCUAAUUUGCGGUAAUUUUAUGCUUGUAAGUUUGCACCACGUGCUGGGAAAAACCACUGGUACCAUUCCCACUUCUUCCUAGCUACUAAGGAAAAUGCUCAAAGUGGUGUUCAUAUAAAAUAUUUACAUAUUUCUACAGUUUCAGGCUUUUCUUUUUGUUUAAGAGGUGAGGAUUGUUCGGUGACACGCUUAUUUCCCUGCAUUUCUCACUACAUAUUGCCACACUCUAACCAAUUUGUUCCCAGUAUCAUAUAUGAGAAUGAAUUUAGUAUACAUUGUUUGUAUUUUAGAGCCUAAUACAUGUCCGACAUUCCUCUCA
Molecule: messenger RNA, 2401 nt
Organism: Amborella trichopoda
Lineage: Eukaryota; Viridiplantae; Streptophyta; Magnoliopsida; Amborellales; Amborellaceae
Product: floral homeotic protein APETALA 2
Biological process (GO): regulation of DNA-templated transcription
Molecular function (GO): DNA-binding transcription factor activity; DNA binding
Source: RefSeq, a predicted model, not a curated record